AUAUGAUCAAGUUCAAGUGGUCAUCAAACUUAAAUAUGUGCUCUCACUUCUGAUAACUGAAAGUUGUAACAAGUAUGUAGUGUUGAUGAUUAUAUGAAAUGAUAUGAUAAUGAGACAGUGUUGUACUAUGGCGUGCUGAGUCAUUGUCCGUGCUGUCUGCUUGCCGUCGACCUGGAUAGCACGCCACGCCGUCCACAACGUCCCAGGUGAACAAUAGUACUACGAUUCUUGUGUGAACUGCCAGUGGGGUUGAAGAGAUGGAUUCGUAAGCUCUUCUUGGUGCUGCAUCAGCGAGUUGAUGCAAAACUAGUACGUAGUUCUGGAUGGAGGCGUUUGCGGAGCAACAAGAACGGCUGACACAUCGUCUUUACCGAGGGUAUCUAUUCGUGAAGAAUCAAUGCGGCCAAGAACAGCUACAGAGGCGCGGGGCUAAGAACAGCUACAGUGUUGAACAUUGUUCGGCCAUUUAGUGGAGUAGAGACCCGGCUGUUGCUAGGAUCGUCUGCGUUCAGAAAAGUAGAUUUCAAGUGGCUAGUAACGUACCAUCCGUAUUCAAUGGCUUUCCGAGAUCAUCGUAUGCUGUGCCGAUCAGGUCUGACAGCACUUCCCUGAACGAGUGGACUCAUCUUAUGCCAGAGAGGAGUCAUGAGACGAAGCACCUCUCUUGAGCUUUUCUCCACUUUCUGCUGUAGGCAUACACAACGACUACCAUCAUGGAGCUGAAGGGGUUUAAUCUGCUUUUGCGGCAACUAAGGCUGCCGACGUGAGGUGCACGUGCCUCGCUGUCGCAAGGAAAGCUUGUUCGGUUGGUCAUAACAUCUGCGGCAAAUACUAGGGUAAAAACGAGAAGAAACCAGAAGAUCCGAGCACUAUCUUGCGUCUAAGAGCAACAGAAUCACUUUGCUGGGCGUGGAGGUGAACGACCAUCUAGUUGAUGCAAGAGUCUCCACCUAGGCGGACCCAAGAACAAAGCCUGUAGAGGACUACUUACAUCAAAUACAUACUCCCUGCUACUUGUUUUCUGCCUCAUCUCUCAAUAGAGAGAGAAAAACAUCCAACAAGAUGGAUCUGCAGCAACAGGAGGAUAUGAACGGCGUGCGCAUGUCGUGGAAUUUGUGGCCAAAUAAUAAGAACGACAUGAAUCGAAUAGUCGUGCCACUCGGUUGCGUCUACACGCCGUUGAAGCAGGUAACUAUAGUUUAGACUUAUGUUGCCGACAUGGACAUCAGGAACUUGGAUUUACUCGAAAACUCAAAAUAAGCGAGUUACUGACUGAAAUAACAGAGUCAUUACAUUGGUCUUGUUUCAGUAUCUCGCAUCUUCUAAUUAGUUGCUUGCUUAUUCCAGUUUAUCGAAACUAUGAAUCGGAAUGGUGUUGGUUUACAUUUGUUGGAGUUACAAUUUAAAUGUCAAUCCGUUUCAUGUAGUACACGAAUCUUCAUGUCUGAUUCUAAUUUAGAACAAUCAAAUCAACUUGUCGCAUGAUUUAGAUUUAUACUUUCAGCUCCUUGCGAUAAAUCUUCAGAGUAGCAACAACGUUUGUUGGAUCAGUCUAUAGAAGUACUCCCAAACAAAUAACAGAUCACCGACAUGACGCUGGUAGCCUACGGCCCAAAACUCCCCAACAAAUAACAGAUCACCGACAUGAAGCUGGUAGCCUACGACCCACAGACGUGUAAAGGCUGUGCCGCAAUUUUGAACCCCUUCUGUUUUGUGGAUUUUCGCGCGAAAACCUGGACAUGCAAUUUCUGUGGUUACAAGCAGCCUUUUCCUCCGUACUAUUAAGGGGUGCAAGUUGACCGAUGAUCUAAAAGCAUAAAGUCUAUGACCUACUUUUCAAGGGGGAAAAGGAUGGAUAUGCGAGCUAGGUAGGUCAACUUGCGACCCCUAAGGCUUUGCGGAGCACAUAUCAGAAGCUCAGCUCCCACAAGAGAAAACUUCCUCUACCUUGGAAUACAUAUUGCCAAACGCGUCAUGCUUGCCUCCGGUGUUUCUUUAUGAGGAUGAACAAGGAUGCGCUCCGCUAUUCUCAUGUCCUGUGAAAGGAUGAAACUGUUAGUUAUAUAUUCUGUAUAAUAUUACAUGUUGAUGCUAAGGUUUCUUAAAGACUCACGGGUAGCACUUCAUUGUCUCUGCUCCGGAGCAGUGGUGCAUCGCUGUGGUUGUUCAAGGAGCUCUAAUACUUACUAGAAGUUCACUGAUAAUCUUACUACCUUCUCGUAUAGAUGUCAUUCCAUGCAACAGUCAUAGGCCAGACAUCGCUAACCUAAUCAUUAUCGCCCUCUUCCUUAUCCUUUAUCUCUACUUCUGAAUCUCCUUCUUUCAUAUUCUCUUUCUUUUGGACACAGCCUUGAAUACCAGAGAGGAUGAUGCGGAAUUUCAGAAAGCGAAGGAGACAUUGCAAACCACACUACAAACGAUGCCACAGUCGACGCUAGUAGGGUUUAUGAGUUUCGGUGCACUGGUAAACGUAUACGAACUAGGCUUUCAAGAAAUGGUAAAAAGCCACGCAUUUAUGGGGACGAAAGCGUAUUGAUGUGCUUUUUCUGAAAUUAAGUAUUUGGCUUUCUUCUAUCUUUCUAAUCUUCAGAGCCUCCUUGAAUCGGAAGUCUUGAGAUCACAUUCCUCUUCUCACUGUUCACCUGCCUGACCCCAGACCAUCUGAUACGAAUUUAUAGAUCAAGUAACAACAAGGUACUCGCGCGAGCAAGUAGCGAUGUUGCUAGGCGUUGGCUUACGGAACGAUCCACGAGCAGGUGCGCGAAGUGAGGCAGCGCAGAGGUUUUUAUUGCCAGUGCAAGAAGCAGAAUUCGCUUUGAACGCGAUACUGGAGGAUCUCAAACCAGAUAGCUGGUCUUUGAAUUACGGUGAACAAGCUAGACUAGCGGGUAGAAGUCGCCAGGGGAAUCUUAGGCAUAUCGCCGAGUAGAUUCACACCGUCACCAUUGUGAGUAGGUCUAGGCCUAGCUCUAGCGCCGUUACUAUGACUCGAAAGGAUGGACUCUCUCCAAGAGAGGCCGUAGCCAUUUUGGCUCAGAGAUACUAGCUGCGAAUAGUAAAAGGUCUAGCUCUAGUAAGUCUAGGUCUAGCUCUAGUACCCUGGAUGAAGGCUAUUGAUGAUCCAUCUGCUUCACAAUUUUUAGCGGCAGUCAGUAGGAGCAGUCGUCCUUUUCUAAUCAAAUCGGGAGAAACAACGGGUGCAGCGCUGCACAGGCGGGGCGUUGAAUAUAGCGGUGGGACUACUAGAGACGCUGUAUGCAGGUCACGCAGGCCGCAUAAUUUUGCUCACCAGUGGUCCUUGCACAGCAGGUCCAGGCAAUAUUGUCGGUCGUGAAAAGGCAGAAAACAUGCGGUCACAUUUGGACUUGAUGAAAGAGCAACCGAAUGCUAGGUACUAAAUACUUGAACAACUACUUGUUGAAGUUUUAAUAUGGGUUUGAGAUUUUGAUCUGAUAUUGCACUAGCACUUCGUUCUUAGAACCCACUGCAUGACCUUCUACCAACAGUUUAGAUCACACUCUCCUCCAUGACCUUCCUCCACUAAACCAGGUACGCCCAAGGCGCGAUGAAGUUCUACGCUGGUUUGGCAGCACGUGCAGUGAGCAUAGGGCAUACCAUUGACCUGUUCGCUUGUAGUCUGGAUCAGGUUGGAUUGCAUGAAAUGCGCGUGCUUGUGGAACGAACCGGAGGCUAUGUAGUCCUAGCAGAUGGUUUCUCAACAAACGUGUUUCGAGACAGCUUGUUGAAUUAUGCUGAAAGAUACUCAUGCUUUUUUUGUUGGUGGGAAUGAUGCAGACGCGCCUACCCUUGAAGCAAGAGAUCAAAUACGUUUUUCACGUGGACACGGAGCAAGCAAUCUUUCUAUCUCAGAUAGACAUGGAAUCUUGACCUUCUAAUUCUAGCUUUUCUCACGUGUAGACAGUGCAGGGAAUCUGGACAUGGGGUUCAAUGGCAAACUUACGGCAGUGUGCAGUAGAGAAUUCAAGGUGGCGGGAGCUGUUGGGCCUGUGUGCAGUUUGAGGAAAGGAGGAGGCAGCGUGACAGAUGCUGAGAUAGGUGAGGGUGGGACGACGGUGUGGGCGGUAACUUCAUUGGACAGAAGCACUUUAUGAAGCUCUACACAAAUCUUGCUCUUCACAAAUCUUGCUCUACUUCUCUGAAAAUCAUUAAACAUGUGCUGUGUUAGUUUAUAUUCUUCUAAUCUCUAGCAUAGCCUUCUAUUUUGAAGUGAACGACGAUAAGCCGGCAACGCAAGCAGCUUUUCUGCAGUUUCAGACGCUGUACCAUCAUCCAUCAGGGAAGAAACGAUUGCGAGUUACGACACUGGCGAGAGCGUAUUUUUCUCUGAUGCAUUCAGCAGCGCGCUGUCACUGCUUCUCAUCUGGUUUAUUUUCAAGUAACCUCUACUCAUUUGUAGUACUUCCCAGUACUCAACACUCCUACUUCUUUCUGCCCAUAGAAGAGCUUUUAUCUCAAAAUGAUCAUCAUGAUCGCAGGUUCUCAGACCCGUCAUUAGUCGACAUCGGUAGCGCUUUUGAUCAGGAGUGUGCGGCAGUAAUGGUAGCACGCUUUUGCAUGUUUCAAGUGGAAUCACAGGAGAAUUUCGACGUGAUGAGGAGGUUAGACCGCAUGCUGAUACGGAUAAUAAGCAAAUUCGCAGCUUACAAUCGUGGAGAUCCUAGCAGUUUUCAAUUAGUUAUGAACGGUUGGAAGAUAGUUGUAGUUAGAAGUAGAGGGUUUGCCGUUGUUGUGUGAGUAUCAGAAAUUGAUUGAUCAAAGUCCUUUUAUCCUGUUAUUCAACUGAGUUAUGUUUUGUUUUUUGUUAGAAAGUCCUUUUAUCCUGUUUUGUUUUUUGUUAGAAAGAACGUUUCUGGAAUUCUAAGUCUCUCGGGACUGUUAUCUAACUGAGUAUCAACAGCGAACCAAUGAAUAUCCUUUCAUCUUUCAUCUCUUGAUGUCCCUUUUUUGUCUUCCUUCUUCAUGCCAACCGAAGAGUUUACGCUUUUCCCGCAAUUCGUCUUCUACCUGCGACGGUCGCCAUUGCUGGAAACGUUUAACUGUUCACCUGACGAGACUGCUUUUUAUCGUGCCUGUUUUUACGGUGACUGACGUCGUAUAGAAGAUACAUCUUGGCACUACCAGGAAAUUAGCUAUUUAAUUAUACACGAUUCAACUUGGUAGUACCCUAACCCUUCUCUCGCAGAAUCAAUUGAUAUAAGUGCACGGAAAAGGGUUCGUUGAGGGGACCAAGAUGAAGCAACGCGAGCUCUAAUCUCUAGUACGGGAGAGUGUCACGAACUCGCUGGUGAUGAUACAGCCUGCGCUGAUGGAAUACUCGUUCGAGUCAAAUGCGCCAACACCAGUCCUCCUGGACUCUCUUUCCUUGAAUUAUGAGUGCAAGGUACUAGUAACUACAAGUAUUUGUCGAUUAGUGUAAGUUAAGUUGAAUCGUGAAGUCGCGUCGGUUCUUUCUUUCUAUGGUGAAAAGAUGGUGAUCGUGAUCGUGCAAAUUCGACGAGUGUUCCUAAGUUCCUCCUGAUCGUCUUGACUGAUGUCGGUGCUUGUUGAAGUGUUUGUUGGAGUAUCCCGAAUGAGAAUGUUUGUUUCUAUAAGAAGAACGAGAGGUAUUAUUAAGCAGGUGAAAGGCAUCAAAGAAGACGAGAGUAGGUUAUAAGAGGUGUUUAGGAGUUCCUGGAUAUACGUAAAGAAGACAGUUGAGUAAGUGAGUAUGUAGACUCUGUGCCAAAGACUGUCAUCAAUGCAUUGCUGGGGGCUCAAGAUGGAGCAAGGGAACAGACAAGGAAUUGGGGUAAACAUAACAUGAACAACACCAAGAUGCAUAUGAACUAACAAAGAGCAUAAGCACGAACAAAGACAACCCUGGUGCAAUCCUUUACAGGGAACAGAAAGAAAAAGUGAGUCACUUUGUGUUCGCGUCCACUGAAGGACCAAAACUGACAGUGGUAGCGGAGGCAGUGGUUAAUAUAGAUCUACCGAUAGAAACAACUUAGAAAACCUUUGAGUCUAAAAACAUUUCAUAAGUCAUUAAUGAGCCCUAGAUGACCUUAAGUAGACAAGACAAGCAAACACAUGGGUGACCAGAAGAGUGCAGAGCCAGGAAAGAAGAAGGCUAACCGCCCUGGUAAACAGCAACGCGUGCGAAAGCAAAAACAAGAAGCAAAAAAGGCUGAAGAAAGAAAGCGCUGGUUGGCGUACCUAAGGAAGAGGUUAAUAGAAGAGAAGAAAAAACGGAAAGUAGAAGUAGAGGACAUCAACAAGUACCAGUAGAAGAAGAGCGAACCAAUAGAGGAUAUCGACGGAGAGUUCGUCUCCUCCGACGAUGACAUCACGAAGAGAAAGGAUGUCCCUGUUACGCCUAACAGCAACAGCAGAGACAGAGGGCAGAGCUCUCUCAAAGAGAAGAGGAAAAAGGCGCUGAAAAUAAUGAUGAAAGAAGAAGAAAAGAAGGAAAGGACACGCCGCUCAUCUCAAAACAUCAGAUCCUCCUCUUCUCCUGUCGUUCGCAAAAGCAAAAACAAGAAAAGGAAUUCAUCAGCCGCAAACUCCAGACCACCGUCCAGGGGAUCAAGAGCUAAUAGUAUAAGCAGCAUCGCCAGCUCACAGCGCAGGGACAUCGACGACGAUCACAGUGACAGCUCGGACCUGGAGAAGAGAGUAGUUGAGGACGAAGAAUGGGAUCCGACUUACAAAGCCGUCGACCACCUGGCCAGGAUGCUUGCGGUACUAGAAGAUUCUGGUGUUGACCUGGACCAGCGCCAAAUGAAGACGGAAAGAGGAAUGGUAAAGGUGACACAACAGCUUCGCCAGCAGAUAGAGGAGAACAGAGCAAUUCGUGAAGCAGUAGAAAAGCUAUACGGAUCUAUCAGGCAAACCAAGGAAGACGCUGAAGCUAUGACUCCCAUCUACAACUUCGAGCUGAAACAGCUUGCAAAUAGUCUGCUAGUGGUCCAGCGAGGCAUAGACAAAGCGAGUGCUGAAAUCUUCAGUGAAAAGCUGAGCGCUGGGCAGCGAACAAAAGCUCUCGUGAACGAAGUGAAGGGCCUGCUGGCUGAUCACAAAGAUGAGCAAGCACACAGUAUUUUACGUCAGUACGGCAACAACAUAUCGUUCCUUUCGACAGCAGUACAGGAGCAGGAACUGAAGCAGAAGGUGCUACAGGAAUCUACAUCAAGCAAAAUUGACAGUCUGUGUGAGGCGAUGACCAGCAUGGCCAAGAGUUUCGGCAGUGCUAAUAGUGCGAUGAUGAAAAGACUAGAUGACCAAGACAAGAAGCAUCAGGCCAACCUAGAAAGGGUACGCGAAGAGAUGAGAAGCCAAAACUCGAAUACGAAACCACAAAUCUUCAACCUUGACGGUGGUUCCAGCUCUGCGUCCGGAGCGUCUAGUGGAACGGAAGAAAGCGGUAGCGCUUCGAACAUCAUCUACGGCAAUCAUGCAGGACGCUGGGUAUGGGAUCAAAACAUCAACAACUACAAGUGGAUUCCAAAUGCGCCCAGUUGGAUGCCGCAGCAGCAACCAAGUGAUGACCCAAUGAAUAACGCGCGGCGUUCGUCCGGAGUGAGCCACACCAGCUACAACUCAUACUCGUCUCCACCGCUACAACCUCCUGCGGGCUAUGGCCAUGGAGGACCAGGAGGACCUCCUCCUCCUCCACCUCCGCCUGCAGGCUUCGGCGGAAAGAAGAAACGCAACGUGUUUCGCUCAGAUGAUGUAGUAGAAGCGGCGGAAAAACUAGACGACUUUGAUCACUUUGAAGAAACGGAAGAUGGUCUAGUAGUCAACAUGCCAGCGUUCAAGAUUGGCUUGGUGUCGGAAUUCAAACGAUGCAAUGAAGCGUAUGACUUCAAACUAGUGGCCCAAGGAAUUGCCGCAGCUGCCUUUAAAGACAUCAAGAAAUUCUCUGAAGCAGGCACGACCAUCCCCGAAUGGAUGAGCGAGAUAGAGACCUUUCUAGGCGGCAUCCUGCAGAAAGGAAUGUACGUGUCUGAGCCUCAUGAAAUCAACUUCGUGCGCAAUUGAUUGCUGACCUACGCCCAUACUGCAGAAGAACGUGAGCGCAUCAUGGAAAAGAAGUUGAUGUCCAAGCUCGACUCGGAUAGUUUUACCCUUCAACGAUACUUCAUCUCGUUACAGAAGUUGUACCCUGGCAAGACUAGUGCUCUCAGUACCAAGAUUGCCAACUGGAGUUUGAAGUCGUGGCAACCCAGAACGGGAAUGCCCCUCUACCAAGAAGUGGACCGUCUAAGAACAGCGGCUGCUGCGGUAGGAUUUACCUUGGAGAUUACUAAAGAAGUUGCUGCUCGCAACCAGUACUCCAACCAGAAGGUAGCCAAUCUUCGCGCGUUGAUUUGGGACGAAAUUACCAACCGCAUCGUACUUGAUGAGGCAACUCAAGUGAAAAUCCUACAAGAAUGUGGCGAGAGGAACAGCAAAGGCGUCAUCGUCAAUAGACAACUACGCUUUCGUCAUCUGGAGCAGUAUGCAGAGCGAUUUCGGGAUGUCAUGGUGCAAGCAGGUGCAAUCGGCCACAAGUUAGGGACCACUACCAAGGUCCGCAGCAACAGGAUCAAGAUCGACUUGAAUAAUCCGGGCUACGACAAAUAUGGCCCAGGCGGUGCUGCGUACCGAGAUCAGCAGAGGCGCAGUAGCUUUCCUGGUGCUGGAGCUGGUAGCGGUAAAAGAGACAAGUCUAAGGACACGUGCAAUAACUGCCAACAGAUAGGCCAUUGGGCACCGGAGUGCACGAAUGCGCCGCAAUGUGCUCACUGCGGAAAGGAACACAAGUCCUACAACUGCCCUGAUAAGCCAGCAGUCCGAUUCAUGCGAUACGCUCGCAAGUUCAAGACUGGCAAAGGCAAAGGGAAGAAAGGAAAAGGAAAAGGAAAGGGUGUGUUCAUCCGUGCAGCUGCAACCAAUGCGGAAGGAGAAGAACUAGGACCACCAACAACUAUCAUCUAUGGUCAUGACGCAAUGGAUUACUACGAGGACGAGAAGAUAGUGAAGACCAACAUCCACUCCCUCUCAAACCAAGACUGGGAGGCUCUCCUGUCAGAAAUAGAAAACGAAGAUAGUCGUGCAUCAGACGAGGAAGAUGCCUCAGAUGGAAAAGGAAACGAAGACCGUCUUGGAGAACUGGUGGACGAAAAUGGAGGCUCCUCAGGGUCAGAAGAAGAUGAUAGAUCCUUCAGGCAGCCUGAGGCUUUCUAGGAUCCCCUCCGUUGAAACAGAAGAAAGAAGUUACGACCUCGGACGGAGGGGUUAGAGAGAAAUUGAAGGAGGGGUGGAUAGAAACUGAGGCACAGAAGUUGGCAUACAUGAGACAUCUUGAAGUUGCUGGAGCGUCUGAAGUUUUAGUAUCAAUAUCUUCACUUCAAGAACAAUUUGGAGAAGCAGUAAGAAGAAUCAAGAAAGGAAAGAUCAAGUCAGGAGUAGAAGUGUACGAGAUUAGAGGUGUAGAGGCAGAAAAGACGAAUCUUGUGGAAUCCUAUGAAUUUGAUGCAGACAGCGGAUCUACCAGAUUUUUGUAUGCUGGCAUCAAGUUCCUCAACAAGUACUUCACGUAUAUCGGCAGCAACGGACUGCGUCUUCAAUUGCAGCGCAUUGCGAUGACAGCUAACACCGCAGGAGGAGAAAUAGGCUUGGCAGGAGCCGUCUGGGUUCCUUACCUGUUCAGAGGCCAAGGCGAGCUGCGUUCCGGAGUGGCAGAGCUCUUAGUAGUGGAUGACUCCGAGUGGAAAGGCAGUGCGUCUCUCCUGUGCGGGACGAUGUUGCUGUUGGAACUAGGAUGUGUGUUGUCCUUUGCUGAUAGACCACCUACGAUCAGCAUGGGAAGUUGGAAGAAGAAAAUAGAAGAUGAACGUUUUGGUAUACCUCUGUUUAAUGGGUUAUCUCCUGAAGUUGUGAAAGCUUUAGGUGAACAAGUACGACAAGGACGUAGUUUGAAAACAGCAAUGAAAACCGUAGAACAACAACUGGAAGGAGGUAGUGCAAGGUUAAACACAGUUUUUGGCAUUAGGGAUCAGACAAACAUCAAUAACAACACUGCCACAUCGUCAAAGCAAAAAGGACAAGUCGACCAAGGAAAUGUAGGAGGACAAUCGUCGAGUUGGCGGAAUCCUCCUGGCGAAGAAGUAAAUGGAGGCGGAACAAACAGCAGUCCUCCAGCUUCGCAUGGACUACCAUCUCAGGAUCUACGGGUGAUCGGUAGUGCAAAAACAAUAAGCGGAAAGCCAACGGAUGAAAAGAACUGGUUCAGAUUAGAUGUAGAAGACAGUGUCUCAUACUUCGGAUACAGGCGCAUCUUCAUUGCCUGCAGAGCCGUGCCGAAGAUAGAAGGAAAAGACGGCGAUGCGGUAUUAAGGAUAGUCCGUGACUUGGAUAAUGCUAAAAGUGUCAUCGUCGAAAAUCACAACUUCAACUCGGCGGGAGCUGCGAUUCGAGGGGAGCCAAGUGUUAGAAUGAAGGCUCAAGGAACGAAGCAAGUUCCACCGGUGGCAUUUCCUACCGACAAGGUGCCAGAAGGGUUGAUCAAGAACCUACUGGUAGACUUCGUCUUCAAGGACAAAGUGGUCGGAGCAGAGAAGCUGAGGGCAGACCGGUUCGACAAGAUUCCUACACUGAAGACCCACAUCGUUGAUAGAGAAGCAACCGUCACCUUUGCAAAUCAAGUAAUGCAGCCGGCCAAUAUCCACAAGAAUCGGAUAAUCACGAUCGCAAGAGGAUACCCUGUUCCUCUGCGGUUUGCCUGUCAGAACAUGUUUCGUCUUGAGGUGAGCAUGGAAAUCGACAGGGAGGCUGAGCGCAUAAUGCGAGAGGUCGUUGGAGUCAGAGUGACCGGCUUUGCACCGGAGCUGUUGUCCAAGAUGAGCACGUUUCCGCUCGCCGCGCAAGCCGUAAACCAAGUAGAAGUCGAGCUUUCGAGAAACAAGACCCGAAGGGUAGUUAUCUCGGGAGAUGGGAUCGUUUCGGCGGUUUGCAUCGGAGAGCUCGCACAGCUUCGACUGCGGCAGAGUGGGACGAAGCGUGUCAGACACUUUAGCCUCAACUCUCUUCUUGCUGGACAGCUGAGACGCGCUACCAUCAGCGGACGAAUCGUUCCUUUUGGCGUAACGGAAGUGGACGAGAUUCAGAUGGUGGCAGAUAGGCUUAACACUACGUGUCCCAGAGACGUGCGAGACGGACUUUCAGCAAGAGAACUGGUGCUGUUUGUAGAGCUACAGCGACUUGCACGGCGCCAGGGAUGGCAGGUAGAUAAGAAGUCACUGGUGCAGCAAGUAGCCCGUCAGUGGAGAAGAGUGCCAGUUGCUGAGAUAGAGCGAGCCGCAGAGGCUUUCGCCUUCGUCCAUCUUAGAGGACAUAAUCGACUAGGAUUGCCUUGGCGAGGAUCGACAGGCACUUGGUACUCGAUUGCUCCCGAGGCGGUGUCUUUCAUUGACCAUACGUUUGUGGGUCCGCCGUGGCUAGAGGAAGUGCAAGCGAUCUCAAACCACGUGCGCUUACUUUCCCGAGAAGGACAAGGAAAGCAUCUUGGACCCAAGGGCAAACAGCCGGGAGAUGACAUCUCUGAAGAGGAGCUCAAUGGACAUCCAACAUCCAAGGACGUAAUGGCUUUCAUAAGCGAGCUACUGAAGUACGGAAAGAUGGGAAUGCUCCUAGUGCUCGAUCCAGAUCCAGCUCACGUUGCUAGAGCCGUGGCGAUGGUGGUACUUGCCGCUGGAAGGUAUCUAAGGAUCGUUUCAGGGAACUCACCACUAGCACUGGCACUCCUAGAACGGCUGAACGGAAUAAUAAAGGAACUGCUAGCGCGCUUUAGACUGAUUCCUGAGUUGAGGUGCCUUCCGUUGCAGGUGCAGAUUGACUUGGCCCACUGUGUCCGGAACGAGCGAAUGGCUUUGCAGGACGGAGUUGGAGGUGUCUAUGACCACGGUUUCUCUGCGGUGACCCCGGAAUCUAGAGGACUGUUCUACAUGGACGAAGCGCAUCAGCUGAACGCCGGGAGAGGUCUCACUUCAAAAGCAAUUGAGUUGUCGCGCGGGGCGCUCUCCGAAGUCACGCUGUCGCAGUCCUGGCAGAGAACGCUAGUGAAAAUUCACAAUCAUGCGAUGGAACCUCUUCGAGGAAUGCGGUUCAGUGCUGGUGAUGCAGUCGAGUAUGAGGAGAAAGUGUCCUCCGGAUCCUCUUUUGGCAAGUGGAGUACGGCAACCUUCAUUUGCGAAACGGGCACAGACCGUUGCCGGAUCCAGCCCACAGGAGCGGCGUCUAGGGCCCUAGAGGUCCAGAGGAGGAAAGUGAGGCCGUUACUGGAGACAGAUCGCGUGUACGGUAUGCCCGAGACCUUCCCGAUCAGCUCUGCUGAUGUUCCGCACAUGAAGCAGAUACUAGAAGAGAUCAAGAAAGGGGAAAGGCCAUUGCGAGUGGCAGGAGCGUACUUACUCCAGAAGUGCGCGGACUGUUCGGAAACCAGGGCCAUCGCUCUCAAGAGCGUGGUUGGCAAAUUCACGCGCUGUAGCGAGCUCACGGAUACGUGGUGUGGAGAAGUGUCCGACGACGAUGUGCUAAGGGGAAGUACCUGGAUCUAUCCGAGACAUCGCAAGCCUGGAAUGGCUCCAUCACCUUACUUGCUGUUAGACCAAAAGCCAUCUCUCCCCAACGAACAGAUAGAUGAACAACAGGGCGAGGACCUCUUGCUUGGGGAUGAUGACCAACAGCGAGGGGUGACUUUCGGUGGCGAAGAAGUAGUAGAAAUUCAAGGCAGUCGACUGGCUCUUGAUAUGUCACCUGCGCAAGCGGAUAGAACACAGGAGUCGGCAGAGGUAAUAGACUACUGGACGAAAAAGGGCAACGUGUGGGUUAGGCACCUGAACAAGCCGAGGAAGUCGCUGUACGUGCCUACGCGUGUGCCGUCUAAGUACUUGCAGCCUGACAAUCAUCGGCUUAGCGCUAUGAGAAGGACAGAGUACCGGUUGACGUCUGAGCACCCGGAUGAGCCGACCGAAAGCUUCUAUGAUGAUUGGAGAAUAGAAGGGAAGGACAGCAGGCGUGUCGUAUCCAAAGGAGCUCUUCUUCCCAACCAGAAUGAGGAAUACGUAGGACGUGCCGUUUUCUACGAAUUGGAAAAGGAAGAAGGAGGAGAGAUCAGAACAUCUGUUCCCACGGGUGUGCGAGUGCAGAAUGUUGCCAUCGAAGAAGGUCUGCGCGACCAUUGGCAGAGAGAAGAGCCGAACCGGUGGGUGCGAGUCCAUGCUCAAAGUAGGAGUAGUCUCUUUAGCACGGAGGAGGAAGAACUGCCGAGCGGUAUGGACAAAGCGGAGUUGCGCAAGAGCAUCUGGACGGAAGUGGCUUUUGAUGAGGAGCCCGAGACCGCCUUUCGACUGGUCUUCGACGGUAAAGCGUUCCAGGACACAGAUCUUCAUUCCCGCCUGCUCAGUGAAGCUUGGACCGGCCGGACGGUUUUCUUUGACAAAAAGGACUUCGGUGAUAGAGAAGACAAAGAACAUAUCAAUACUCCGCUGGUGGAUAAUGUAGAAAUCUACGACAUCAGCAUGGAAGACUUGCAUAAAGUGGAGCAAGUGAUAGCAGCGCAAAUCCAGUCGGGGGUCAUCACUCUACCGAAGGAACCUGUCAAGAAAGCUGGCCCAACAGAGGACUUGACUAAGAUCAGCAAGUGGACGGCCAGGUCUGAGGUGAACCUUCCUGGUAUCGACAAUCUGAAGCAGAGUGCAGCAGUCGCAGAACUACUCGUUAGUGUCUACGGCAAUGUGCAGGCUACUGGAGUGCAAGUGGAAGAUGCGGAUUUCCUAGUGUUGGCUGCCCUUUGUGACGAGAAGAGAAAGUGGCUCCUGGAUGAGAUAAAGCUUUCCUGGGGAGUGCAUGCCGAGCGGUUGGACCUGAGUAGAGCUCCGGCGUUGCAUGAAAGCAGGACAGCGUGUGGGUUCUACGUCCUUCGAGAGGAGUCCGGCAGACACAUCCUUGCCAGAACGAAGAAAACGCGCUGUAGCGUGGUAGCAGCUGUUAGGUUUGAGUUUUUCGGGUACGAGCCGGUUGCCAAGGAGAACGAAAGCGAGCGUCGAAUAUUUGUGUGCAGAAAAGGAAUGACAGCUGCCAUGAGGAAACAUCUCCGUAAAAGCGGGAAGAUAGUAGAUAUCACUUCCGAGUACGUGAAUGACCACAUGGAGGCAGAAAAGUUUCUGGAAGCGGCGUACUUCAAGGAGAUGUCGGGACUGCUGACCGCAGAGUGCACCGAUGGAGGCAAAUGUCUUGAGGUAGACGUCACGGGUCAGAGUAGUCCGGAAAACGUGGGUGUGACGCAUUCAGGAGUGCAUCUAGGUGGUCGCUUUCUAGUAGACGUAAAAGCAGAGGCGGUAGCAACCUUCCUUCUGUGGGCUUUGGUCAAAGCCAGAUGGGCACCGAAUGGCUCGCACGAGAGUAAAGCAAAUCUCGAAAAGCAGGAGAAUAGCUCGCCUACGCUGUCUACUGUGGAUUUUCGGAUUCUGAUGAUUAUCGGGAAUUUUCUCCGGAAUCCUAAGGGAGGCAUAAUGGAUAUGCCUAGAGCGUUUAACCAGUCCGACAAGUACAAGAAGGAGGAGCGACCUUCCACGUCCAUCAGCAGAAUCCAGCACCAAGGUACAGCACGCUGCCUAGAGCGAGUGUUUGCCAGGAUUAGUGACGUGCUGGAGUUGAAGGGUGCAGAGUGUAUUAGCUGGAGGACAAGGUUCAUGAUGAACGUAGCGCAAUAUGGUCUGCUGGCGGGGGCCUUCCGAUACGUCCGUAGCGUAAGGAAGCGUUUUCCACAGCAGGGCAUGACCACUCCGGAGACGACUCUUUGCAUUUUCCGGAUCUUCCGUCAGCGACAGCUCUUCGCGGCUCUGGGCGAACACAUGGACGAUUUCUUCUCCGUCACAGAGGAUGGUAAGACAGCCGAGGUGAUGGAGAGAAUUGAGAAGCUGUUCCAACUGGACGGCUGGCAAGAAGUGACUGAAGUUCCACAGACCUUUACAGGAAAGGAGAUAAGCUACCACGAAUCCAAGGAAGGAAAGUACUUCUACGUUGCCAAUCCAAAGAAAAUUGGGAUGCUUGACCCUUUCCGACCGAAGGAGGUGAAGCAGGGAAUAGCAGUUGCAGAUCUAGAUCGAUUCUUGUACGACAACGAAGUUUCCGAGUUGCGAGGUGUCCGUGGCGCUGUGGGAUUCAUAGCAGAAUGGACGCGGCCGGACAUUCUCUAUCAGCACCGCAUUCUCUCCCUUGGUAACGACACCAUGCGUACAGUAGGAAGCACCCUGAGGUAUAAUCAGGUAGUUGAGAAGCUGAAGGCGACACCAGAGCAAGGACUGAAGUUUUGGGUUGACCUGGGCGACAACUUGUGUUUCCUGACGCUAAGUGACAUGUCCUUACAGGCCUGUCCAGUUAAAGGGGUGAAAGGAGAAUCGGACGAGAGGGUGCGCAACAAAGGAGUAGCUGUGGUGCUGGACAACACUUCGGAAGAAUUUAAGCAGAUGUCGGCCGACAACAUGUUUCCGCUGGUGACCUAUCUAAUCCUGAUCGCAAACCAUGAUGAGGAUUUGGAAUCUUGCAGAACCAGAGAGCCUUUCCGUGCAGUGAUUUUGGAUUGGAGCCUUGUGAGGUCAGACGCACCGGCCAAGAGCAGCUAUGCGGGUGAACUGGAUGGACACGAGAGAGGAAUGCAUCGAUCAGAAAUCAUCAAGCAUAAGCUAAGAGAAGUCGUCUUGCCAGAUGACCAUCCGUUUCACGCAGUAGAACUCAAGACUGGAAACGUUCCGGCGAUGACAGAUGGGGUUGAGGAAGACAAACGUCUUCCUGGAAGGCUUCGCUUUAAGCAGUACGACCUGGGUGAUAAUGCUUCUGCAAUCGAUCGGAUUAUGACACGAGAGAUUCCCGCUAGUGAGAACAUGUACGUGUUCAAGACGUUAGUCCGCAGUCGGAAAUUUGCCAGCAAGUUCCCGAGGACAAUGAUUCACAUCAGUGACGUGGUGAAUCUUGCGGACGUGCUUGGGAAGUUCUGCAGUCCAAAGAAUGAAAAGAUGGAGCGGUUCCGUAACCUGAUGAAUGGAUGGUUUGUGUGGGCUGUGCCUGGAGAUAGAAAGUCCACACCUGAGGGAUUCGGCGUGCUGAGGAGAUUUAACCAGGACUUGGGUUAGCUGUUCCUUGUGUGAUGUUGGUUGCCGUCCUCUUGAGGUACGCGGGACGUAGUUUAGUGGGAUCGACUCGUACUUUCUUCCAGGAGGAAGUUUGAGUUUUGACCAUUGUACUCGCCCGGCGUUCUUUUGAAGGUUGGCGUCCUCUAUGCAGGGUUACAGCUGACAUCCAAUACCUACAAGUGGGAAGACUUGCCUGCCGGAGAAGGAGACUGGAGAGAGUUUGAAGAGUUGUCGCUCGAAUAAUGUCGUGAGAUAGUAGUCAUGUAUUGUAGGUCUUAGCAUUUUCGUUCAUGAUUCAUAAACUUAAAUUUAGCUCGUAGAUAUUAAGUCAGACUUAAACCUGAUCUUGGUCAGACCAAGAGUAGUUGGGGGCUUGAGAAGCCCAGAAGUCUUUUUUAAGCGUUGAAGAACGAAGAGGAGAGCUAGAGAGCGCUCCGAGUGCAUCAAAGUAUGAAUUCAUUCAUGUUGUGUUAGUUGGCUUGUCGGAUUUGGUAAUAAGAUCAUAGAGAGGUUUUGGUAUUCAUGCUGUGUCAGAAUCUAAACUAAGACUUCAUAAGUUUUCUAAGUUAGGUUUUGAAAUAAACAAGUAGUAGGACGUCUCAAAGGAGGGCUUUCGAAAUAAAUCAAAAGCCCUUCCCACUCAUCAGCAUAUCCAUAAUUACUUUUGCUUAGGACUUAUGUAGUGCUAUUCGUGAGCGACGCCUUCACGAUUCUUUAAAUCCUUCCCGGGGGGUAUGUCGAUUAGUGUAAGUUAAGUUGAAUCGUGAAGUCGCGUCGGUUCUUUCUUUCUAUGGUGAAAAGAUGGUGAUCGUGAUCGUGCAAAUUCGACGAGUGUUCCUAAGUUCCUCCUGAUCGUCUUGACUGAUGUCGGUGUUUGUUGAAGUGUUUGUUGGAGUAUCCCGAAUGAGAAUGUUUGUUUCUAUAAGAAGAACGAGAGGUAUUAUUAAGCAGGUGAAAGGCAUCAAAGAAGACGAGAGUAGGUUAUAAGAGGUGUUUAGGAGUUCCUGGAUAUACGUAAAGAAGACAGUUGAGUAAGUGAGUAUGUAGACUCUGUGCCAAAGACUGUCAUCAAUGCAUUGCUGGGGGCUCAAGAUGGAGCAAGGGAACAGACAAGGAAUUGGGGUAAACAUAACAUGAACAACACCAAGAUGCAUAUGAACUAACAAAGAGCAUAAGCACGAACAAAGACAACCCUGGUGCAAUCCUUUACAGGGAACAGAAAAGAAAAAGUGAGUCACUUUGUGUUCGCGUCCACUGAAGGUCCAAAACUGGCAUAUUUGUAAAUAUGACAAUUAUUGUGAAAUAGUACAAAUUCAUCAGUGUGCUUGCGCAGUCCUCGUAUCAGAGGUAAGACGUACGAACAAAGUUAAACUGCACAGUCGCGCAAGCAGAAGAUUCAAGACUUAGUCGUGAUCUACGACCUUCUAGUACCAUCUCUAAUCAAAAAAAGAUGUCAUUCUACUCCUGGACACGUUUUUUCAAGUAGUUUUGUGGCGUGGUGAGCAGGUCCAACACUGGUUUGAGCUUGGGUAUCAGGAGAAGGAGGAGUACGCGAAUUUUAAGGAACUUCUUAUCGCACCAGCCGAGGACGCUAGGGAGAUACUGGCGGAACGAUUUCCAGUGCCCAAAUACAUCCAGACAUACGCGAAUGGAAGUCAGUUAUGAAGGCAUGUAGUGAUCACCGAUAUUGAGUCUUUGGAACAGGAGUAGGGCCAGAACUAGAAGUUAUAGUUGGAGGUCAAAACAUUUGUACUUAUAGCUACUUGAGGAGAAUUGUAGCACCUUCGGUCUCUCCUUUCCUCUCCUACCAUAGACUCCGUAGUACCCCAGCCCCUCUUUCAUACUCAGCACGUUUCGUCUUAAGCCGCGUGAAUCCUUCACGGACGCACAGAACCGACUCGUCUCAUAUAGCGGACAGCACAACCGUGAUUACGGAUGACGUGUCUCUCCGAACUUUCAUGGAGUCGCUGAUAAAAUAUGCGGUCGCUUCCUGA
Molecule: messenger RNA, 18169 nt
Organism: Amoebophrya sp. A25
Lineage: Eukaryota; Dinophyceae; Syndiniales; Amoebophryaceae
Source: the annotation of a GenBank genome assembly